Messenger RNA from Beauveria bassiana ARSEF 2860, 432 nucleotides. RefSeq names its product mitosis protein DIM1. The record is from RefSeq and is a predicted model, not a curated record. The transcript is spliced from 2 exons. Gene Ontology annotation, cellular component: spliceosomal complex; U5 snRNP; U4/U6 x U5 tri-snRNP complex. Lineage: Eukaryota; Fungi; Ascomycota; Sordariomycetes; Hypocreales; Cordycipitaceae. Gene Ontology annotation, biological process: mRNA splicing, via spliceosome. Bases 1 to 432 code for a protein of 143 amino acids.
AUGGGCUCCGUUGUCAUCCCCCAUCUCAGCUCAGGCUGGCACGUCGACCAGGCCAUUCUCAGCGAGGACGAGCGCCUUGUCGUCAUCCGCUUCGGCCGCGACUGGGACCCGGACUGCAUGCGCCAGGACGAGGUGCUCUACAAAAUCGCCGAAAAAGUCAAGAGCUUCGCCGUCGUCUACGUCUGCGACAUUGACCAGGUCCCCGACUUUAACCAGAUGUAUGAACUCUACGAUCCCUGCACAAUCAUGUUCUUUUUUCGCAACAAACACAUGAUGGUCGACUUCGGAACCGGCAACAAUAAUAAACUCAACUGGGUCCUGGAAGACAAGCAGGAGCUCAUCGACAUCAUCGAGACCGUGUAUCGUGGCGCCAAAAAGGGUCGCGGUCUAGUCGUCAGCCCCAAGGACUACUCGACGCGCCACCGAUACUGA